This is a messenger RNA of Prunus avium (sweet cherry), 1381 nucleotides long. RefSeq names its product HCP-like superfamily protein with MYND-type zinc finger. The record is from RefSeq and is a predicted model, not a curated record. Lineage: Eukaryota; Viridiplantae; Streptophyta; Magnoliopsida; Rosales; Rosaceae. Gene Ontology annotation, molecular function: protein binding.
UCUUUUAUCACGACGCUGAUAAAGAGAAACAGCCAAAACCAUUUGCAGACUCUCUCCCAUACCCGACCCGAGAAAUUUCCAAACAAACCACAACGCACACGCAGAGGCUCACACAGAGCUUGGAAUAUGAGAAGAAUCUGACGAAGAAGAAGAAGAUAAGGCAAGCUACACAUGACGAUGAUGACGCUGCACAGAAAAAAGCUCAGAAGCUCGCGAAGAACCACUGCCAAGUCAGAUUUCUUCGACGGCUUACCGGACGAUCUCGUUGUCUUCAUCCUCUGCAAGCUCAGCUCCUCCGCCUCUUCACCGUCCGAUCUCAUCAACAUCCUCAUCACGUGUAAAAGAUUGAAUCGCUUGGGGCUUCACUCUGUGGUAUUAUCCAAAGCCGGUCCCAAAGCAUUUGCUAUCAGAGCCAAGAACUGGUCCGAUUCGGCUCACCGUUUUCUCAAACAGUGCGUGAGCGCCGGUAACAUCGAAGCUUGCUACACUCUCGGGAUGAUCCGAUUUUACUGUUUGCAAAACCGAGGGAGUGGAGCUUCACUCAUGGCGAAAGCCGCGAUGAGAUCUCACGCUCCGGCGCUGUACUCGCUCGCCGUAGUUCAGUUCAACGGCAGCGGGGGCUCCAAGAAGGAGAAGGACCUGCGAGCCGGCGUAGCUCUCUGCGCUCGCGCCGCCUCGCUCGGCCACGUAGACGCGCUUCGAGAACUCGGCCAUUGCCUCCAGGACGGUUACGGAGUCAAGCAAAACGUCUCCGAGGGACGCCGCUUGCUAGUCCAGGCCAACGCCCGGGAGCUUGCGUCCGUUUUACGCUCCGCCACGUGGCGGUCCCACCACUACCAGCACUUGUACGCGUGCCUCACGGGGCUGGUCAGCUGCCCGCUGCUUAGUGACUUCGGUUGUAACGUUCCGGCCCCGGAGCUCCACCCGGCGAACCGGUUUUUGAAAGAGUGGUUCGGGUCGGGUCGGGCAAUUUCGGGGCAGGGGAUGAGACUGUGCUCGCACGUGGGGUGCGGGAGGCCCGAGACGAGGCCGCACGAGUUUAGGAGGUGCUCAGUUUGUGGUACGGUGAAUUAUUGCUCACGUGGGUGUCAAGCGCUUGAUUGGAAGCUGAGGCACAAAGUCAAGUGUAAGCCGAUCGAACGGUGGCUGGGUGUUGAUGGUGAGUUAGGGGGACUGGUGGAGGGUGGAGAUGGUGAGAAUGCGGCCGUUGGAUAAUGAAUAUUAAUUAUUAAUAAUAAAAAAAGGACAAGAAAAAAGAGAGAAAUUUAAUUAAUUUGGGUGCGUUUGGUUUUCCUCUUUUUUCUUUUGGCAAAUUACAGAUGUACGAUAUACAGAACAGAAGGGGCAAUAUUUGCCUUUAUUAGAUAUGAAUUAAUAUUUA